GUCUUCUCGUGGGCACCCUGGAUGUGGUGCUGGACUCCAGUGCCCGGGUGGCCCCUUACCGCAUCCUGCACCAGACCCAGGACUCGCAGGUCUACUGGACAGUGGCGUGCGGCUGCCAGGAACAUGUGUGUAAGAGGGUUGCAUCACAUGCAAAUUCAACUUCCAAAUUCAAAUGUGGAUUCUUGGCAAAAAGAGCAAGAAAGAAAGAACUCCCUUCACCUAACAACUAGACCUUGGCCUCUGUGCACUAGGGAAAGGAGGCCAUAAUAAAUAUACAAAGAAAAAUGAAAAAAAAAUUAUGGAUGAUUUAGGAACUUCCAGAGGUUCUUCCCGCAAAGAGAUCACAAAACACUGGGAAUGGCUGGAAAAUAACUUACUCCAGACACUGUCCAUCUUUGACAAUGAGGAAGAUAUCACCACCUUCGUCAAGGGCAAGAUACACGGCAUCAUCGCAGAAGAGAACAAGAACCUGCAGCCCCAGGGAGAUGAGGACCCUGGGAAAUUCAAGGAGGCCGAGCUGAAAAUGCGGAAGCAGUUUGGGAUGCCCGAGGGAGAGAAGCUGGUCAACUACUACUCCUGCAGCUACUGGAAGGGCCGUGUGCCCCGGCAGGGCUGGCUCUACCUGACCGUCAACCACCUGUGCUUCUACUCCUUCCUGCUGGGCAAGGAGGUGAGCCUGGUGGUGCAGUGGGUGGAUGUCACACGGCUGGAGAAGAACGCCACGCUGCUCUUCCCUGAGAGCAUCCGUGUGGACACCCGGGACCAGGAGCUCUUCUUCUCCAUGUUCCUCAACAUCAGCGAGACCUUCAAGCUCAUGGAGCAGCUGGCCAACCUUGCCAUGCGGCAGCUACUGGACAACGAGGGCUUCCUGGAAGACAAAGCACUGCCCAGACCCCCCCGGCCGCACAGGAACAUCUCGGCUCUGAAGCGAGACCUAGACGCUCGAGCCAAGAACGAGUGCUACUGUGCCACGUUCCGGCUGCCUGGGGACGAGCGCCUGGACGGCCAUACAGGCUGCACCCUGUGGACCCCAUUCAACAAGCUGCACAUCUCUGGCCAGAUGUUUAUCUCCAGCAACUACAUCUGCUUUGCCAGCAAGGAAGAGGAUGCUUGCCACCUCAUCAUACCCCUGCGGGAGGUGACCAUUGUUGAAAAAGCUGAUAGCUCCAGUGUCCUGCCCAGCCCUCUGUCCAUUAGCACCAAGAGCAAAAUGACCUUCCUGUUUGCCAACCUGAAAGACCGCGAUUUCUUGGUUCAGAGGAUCUCUGACUUCCUCCAGAAAAUGCCAUCCAAGCCGCCAGGCAACAGCAGAGCGGGGAGGAAAGCCAGCAUUGUGGACUCAGCCCCAGAGUCUUCCCCAGCUCCUCAGGAGGUGUCAGAACAGCCUGCCAGCCCGACCUCACCCCUUGGUGGCCUCCAGAGGUCCCAUGCACAGGAGGCUCCAACCGCUUCCCAGGGCCUGCUCAAACUCUUCCAGAGAAACACGCCCAUGGAGGACCUGGGAGCCAAGGGGGCCAAGGAGAAGAUGAAAGAGGAGUCGUGGCACAUCCACUUUUUUGAGUACGGGCGUGGCAUGUGCAUGUACCGCACCGCCAGGACGCGGGAGCUGGUGCUGAAGGGCAUCCCCGAGAGCCUCCGGGGGGAGCUGUGGCUCCUCUUCUCUGGGGCCUGGAAUGAGAUGGUGACUCACCCUGGCUACUAUGCUGAGCUGGUGGAGAUGUCCACAGGGAAGUACAGCCUGGCCACGGAGGAGAUCGAGCGAGACCUCCACCGCUCCAUGCCCGAGCACCCUGCCUUCCAGAAUGAGCUCGGGAUCGCUGCACUCCGCCGGGUGCUGACUGCCUACGCUUUCCGAAACCCCACCAUUGGCUACUGCCAGGCCAUGAACAUCGUCACCUCAGUGCUCCUGCUCUAUGGCAGCGAGGAGGAGGCAUUCUGGCUGCUGGUGGCCCUCUGUGAACGCAUGCUGCCCGACUACUACAACACAAGGGUGGUGGGGGCCCUGGUGGACCAAGGCAUCUUCGAAGAGCUCACGAGAGACUUCCUGCCCCAGCUGUCUGAGAAGAUGCAGGACCUGGGGGUGAUUCCCAGCAUCUCGCUCUCCUGGUUCCUGACCCUCUUCCUCAGCGUCAUGCCCUUUGAGAGUGCUGCGGUCAUUGUUGACUGCUUCUUCUAUGAGGGCAUCAAGGUGAUCCUGCAGGUAGCCUUGGCCAUCCUGGAUGCCAACAUGGAACAGCUACUGGGCUGCAGCGACGAGGGCGAGGCCAUGACUGUCCUGGGCAGAUACCUGGAUAAUGUGGUCAAUAAGCAGAGUGUCUCUCCUCCUAUCCCACACCUCCAUGCCCUGCUGACCAGUGGAGAUGACCCUCCUGAAGAGGUGGACAUCUUCGACCUCCUGAAGAUGUCAUAUGAGAAAUUCAGCAGCCUGAGGGCCGAGGACAUUGAACAGAUGCGGUUUAAACAGAGGCUGAAAGUGAUCCAGUCCUUGGAGGAUACAGCCAAGAGGAGUGUGGUCCGAGCUAUACCUGGGGACGUUGGUUUCUCAAUUGAAGAGCUGGAGGACCUUUACAUGGUGUUUAAGGCCAAGCAGCUGGCGAGUCAGUACUGGGGGAGCAGCCACCCUGCAGCUGUGCGUCGGGACCCCAGCCUGCCCUACCUGGAGCAGUACCGCAUCGACACGAACCAGUUCCGGGAACUCUUUGCCAGCCUGACACCCUGGGCCUGUGGCUCCCACACACCCGUGCUGGCGGGGCGCAUGUUUCGGCUCCUGGAUGAAAAUAAGGACUCACUGAUCAACUUCAAGGAGUUCGUGACAGGGAUGAGUAGGAUGUACCAUGGGGACCUGACAGAGAAGCUCAAGGUGCUCUACAAGCUGCACUUGCCUCCAGCCCUGAGCCCAGAGGAGGCUGAGUCAGCCCUGGAAGCGACCCAUUAUUUCACCGAGAACAGCUCCUCAGAAGCAUCUCCUCUGACCUCCGACCUGGAUCUUUUCCUGCCCUGGGAGGCUCAAGAAGCACUACAGCAGGAAGAGCAAGAGGGAGCUGGAAAUGACAUCCAAGAAAAAAGAAGAGAGGAGAAGGGAACCAGCCCUCCCGAAUAUCGGCACUACCUUCGAAUGUGGGCCAAGGAGAAAGAGGGUCAGAAGGAGACGAUUAAGGAUCUUCCCAAGAUGAACCAGGAGCAGUUCAUAGAGCUGUGCAAGACGCUUUACAACAUGUUCAGCGAAGACCCCAUGGAGCAGGACUUGUACCACGCUAUCGCCACGGUGGCCAGCCUGCUGCUCCGCAUUGGGGAGGUGGGGAGGAGGUUCUCUGCAUGGUCUGGCAGAGAGUCCAGGGACAGUGCCCCUGAGGAGGGCGAACCGCCAGCCCUAGACCCCCCUCAAGACGCGGCCCAGGAGCUUCAGCCACCAGCUGCAGGGUACCCCCAGGCCAAAGCAGGUGGAGACACCCACCUUGGGAAAGCACCGCAGGAGAGCCAGGUGGUGGGCGAAGGGGGUGGCAGCGAGGGGCGGGGCUCCCCCUCCCAGCCUCUGUCUGACGACGAAACCAAAGACGACAUGUCCAUGUCCUCGUACUCAGUGGUCAGCACGGGCUCCCUGCAGUGUGAGGACCUGGCUGAUGACACAGUGCUGGUGGGUGGGGAGGCCCACAGCCCCGUGGCCACCACUCACAGUGGGGGUGCCAUUGACACAGACUGGUGCAUCUCCUUCGAGCAGAUCCUGGCCUCCAUCCUGACGGAGUCCGUGCUGGUGAACUUCUUUGAGAAGAGGGUAGACAUUGGACUCAAGAUCAAGGACCAGAGGAAGGUGGAAAGACAGUUUAGCACCUCCAGUGACCAUGAGCAAUCUGCAGUUUUGGGCUGAGGGCUCCAAGGCCUGGGGGCUGGCCUCUCUCUCCUCCCUCCCUCCCUUUCUGUUUUCUCUUGAAGGACACACCCCUCCAGUUCUCCCCAGAAGCAGUGAGUUGUAAAUGGAAAGAAGGCUGAACAGUCGCAGUUGGGGCCUAGACAGGGGCUCCCCACCCCCUCAUUCUGCCUUGGACCUCCUGGCCCCUGCAUAGUGUCAGGGGCUGUCUGAUCUGCCCUUGCUUGCCCUGCACUGUGGCCAGGCCACACCCUGUCCUCCACCUCCUCUUCUGCAGCUGCGUGCUCUGGGGGCUUUCCUGCCACUUGGCACCAGGUAGGGGGGUCGACUGCCUAUUGGGCACCAAAGUGGUGAGAACUUCGAGAUGCUCUCCAGAAGCCCCUGAGCCUGAGCUUCUGGCUGGGGGACACGCAUCUGCUGCACCAGGGUGGGUGCCGCCUGCACAGGCGUUACUCUCAAUUCUCUUUCAGCUCGUCAUCCUCACCAUUAACCUUAAAAGCAUAUCCCUCAGCUCCUGAUAUAUUUCCUUGUAUUCAUUUCAGUUGGCUAAAAAUCACACUAUGCUCAAUGCCUUAAUAAAUCCCUGAAAGAA
Molecule: messenger RNA, 4457 nt
Organism: Physeter macrocephalus (sperm whale)
Lineage: Eukaryota; Metazoa; Chordata; Mammalia; Artiodactyla; Physeteridae
Gene: TBC1D9B
Product: TBC1 domain family member 9B
Exons: 22
Coding region: 299-3865 (1188 amino acids)
Molecular function (GO): calcium ion binding
Source: RefSeq, a predicted model, not a curated record